UUCCCUCAGGGGUUCCUAAUCAAAGCCAGCAAGAAUCAGUACGAUGCCAGUAAAAUGUUCAUCGGGGGAAUAUCCCGCAAUAUCAGUAAGCAAGCUCUUCUCGAAUAUUUGACCCAAUUUGGGGAGAUCCUGGAUUUUAUUAUAAAAACCUAUCCAGACACCGGACUCUCUAGGGGGUUUGGAUUUGUGCUUUUCAAAGAUAGUGCCUCCGUUGAAAAGGUGCUCCAAGUCGAAGAGCACAAAGUGGAUGGCAAAAUGAUCGACCUUAAACGGGCUAAAGCCAUGGAAGUGAAAUUCCCUCCAAGAAAAGUUUUUGUUGGAGGGUUGAACCCCCGUAUGUCUGAGGAAAAAAUCAGAGAGUAUUUUGGGGCCUUUGGCAUGAUUGAGAAUAUUGAGCUUCCAGUGUGUCCAAGAAUGAACGAAAGACGAGCCUUCUGUUUUAUCACAUACACGGAUGAAAAACCAGUGAGGAAGCUGUUAGAAACCAGGUACCAUCUAAUUGGCUCUGGGCGGUGCGAAAUUAAAAUUGCAUUCCCAAAAGCAUAUGUGAAGUCGCAACACAGGGGAGGAAGAGAGUUUCCUUUUGCCAGAGUUGGCAACCGCUGGGGAGGAAUAGGCUCCCAGGCAAACCCAAAUCCUUACAUGGCAAACCCAAAUCCUUACAUGGCAAACCUGAAUCCUUAUGUGGCAAACCUGAAUCCUUAUGUGGCAAACCCAAAUCCUUUUGGAGCAAAUCCACAUCUUUGCAGAGCAAAUCCAAGUGCUUUUGGAGCAAACCCAAAUCUUUGCGGAGCAAACCCAAAUCUUUGUGGAGCAAACCCAAGUGCUUUUGGAGUAAAUCCAAAUGCUUUUGGAGCAAAUCCAAAUGUUUGUGGGGCAGUUGGAGGUGAUGGAAGCCCUUCUCCUGUGUUUGUUUCUGUUCCCUUCUCAGCCUGUAAUGAAGGGUUUAAUUUUUCUAAUCAAGUGUAUGGAAAUUUCCAUAAUGCCUACUACAAUGAUCGGCCAGUGUUUAAUACCUAUGGUGGAGAGUAUUUUCUUAGCUAUAACUAUGGGACUAAUGCUUUUGGAACUGCAUUUACUAAUUACAAUGUUCAAAUGAAUGAAGCAUCUCCCUUUAACGGUGGUUAUCAGGGACUUUAUCAGCCUUUCUGA
This is a messenger RNA of Phacochoerus africanus (Common warthog), 1152 nucleotides long. Its product is annotated as heterogeneous nuclear ribonucleoprotein D-like. Gene Ontology annotation, molecular function: poly(G) binding; poly(A) binding. The coding region runs from base 55 to 1152 and encodes 365 amino acids. The record is from RefSeq and is a predicted model, not a curated record. The transcript has a single exon. Gene Ontology annotation, biological process: regulation of gene expression. Lineage: Eukaryota; Metazoa; Chordata; Mammalia; Artiodactyla; Suidae. Gene Ontology annotation, cellular component: nucleoplasm.